This is a messenger RNA of Spodoptera littoralis (African cotton leafworm), 1041 nucleotides long. Lineage: Eukaryota; Metazoa; Arthropoda; Insecta; Lepidoptera; Noctuidae. The record is from the annotation of a GenBank genome assembly.
AUGUUUAAAAGUCAUUUAGAAAUGAUUGGCAGAAAUGAGACGCCAUCGAAGAAAGCCAGAUUUUGGCAAUCCUUCGUGCGAUCUCUCAAAGGAUCGGAAGACAUCAGAGCCGAGGAGAGAUACAGGCCCAGCCGCCGUAGCGUGUUCCCUGAGCUCUUGAGCACUAGCUACCCCUACACCAAGUCUAUCUACGACGACCCCAUCGCCGCCGCUGAGAGGAUCACCGUCCCCGGAUACCGUUACCUGCCCGUCCACCGUGAGGUUUACGGAUACUCCCCGCGCCCCAUCUAUGCCCACAACUACGCGCGCUCCCUUGACUCGUACAGGCCAAUUUACCACGUACCAAGGCGCGUCCGACGAGGCGUCGAUCCCUUCGAUGCCCACAAGGCGUGGCAGGACCAUCUCGACAGACUGGCAGCUAUCGACAGGCUGUACCCCUCUCGCUACGGUCUCUACCUGAAGGACCGGGCAUACCCCAUCACCGACCUUAGCGCUCCCAUUUCCGCACCCCUGGAGCCCAAGAGCCUAAAGGGCAUCGAAUAUGAGCCCGACAGCAAGCCCCACUGGGGAACAGGAGCGUGGCCGGCGAGGAUAUCGGACCCGUUCAAAAACGACCCAUUUUUCUCUGAAGCCGAAAAAUGGGCAGGUUUUGACCGCUCACUCCGAGGGAAGUCCCCGACGCCGGUGAAGCCGAGGAUAAGCCCACCGCGCGACUGCGAAGUCGCAUACGAUGCCGACGGUGCACCGCUGUACAACGCUGGUGGACUCCGAAGAAGGCCUUGGGCUGACAUUUUCAACCCGAGCCCCUCUCUACCAAUCUCGGCGAUCACUCGGGACCCCUUCUGGUACGACUGGCCGGAGCUGAAGCCCCUGGCUAGAUGGGACCGCAGCCCCUCCUACAUCCGUGACUCGUACCUGUCGCCAGUCAAACGCACCUUCCUUUGGGACAAACACCCGAUCAGGCCGUUAGAUUUAAUGAUGGCAGACCAGUUCACCGUGGGUGACCUAAGCAAGACUUUACCGUUCAUUCGUAGUCUAUAA